CUAGUUUUAAUUUAAAAUAAUAAAAAAAAAGCAUUCAAAAAGAAGAUGAAGUGUCAAAUUCCUGAAAUAUCAUGGCAUAAUAGAGAUCCAGUAUUAUCAGUAGACUUUCAACCAAAAUCUGAAGAUUCAAUAAUGAGGCUUGCUAGUGGCGGAUCAGAUUCUCAUGUUAUAAUAUGGUAUGUGAUAGAAGACGACGAUGCAGUCCGACUAGAACUAGCUAGUGACUUAACAAGACAUCAAAAAGCUGUAAAUUGUGUUCGAUGGUCACCAAAUGGGAAGUACUUAGCUUCCUGUGACGACGAAUCUGUGAUUUUUAUCUGGAAAAAGAAGGAAGACGAUGGCUUUAAUAUUUUUGAUGAGAGCUCCGACAGUGACAAAGAAGUUUGGAUCUCGUAUAAAACGUUAAGAGGUCACAUGGAGGAUGUCUAUGAUCUGUCAUUCUCACCAGAUUCACAAUUUAUCAUGUCUGGUUCUGUUGAUAAUACAGCAAUGAUAUGGGACAUCGAAAAAGCUAAAUCGUGCUCCAUUAUUAGGGAUCAUAAAGGCUUUGUUCAAGGCGUUGCAUGGGAUCCAUUAAAUAAAUAUCUUGCAACGUUAUCGACUGAUCGACAUUUUAGAAUCUUUGAUGUCAAAUCUAAAAAGAAUAUCCAACGAAAUCACAAGUCUAUCAUACCUGUAUCCUCGUCAAGUCCAUUUUAUAAAAAGCCUAUUCGACUAUUUCAUGAUGACACCCUGCAAACAUUCUUUCGGCGACUGACUUUUAGUCCAGACGGCUCCUUAAUUCUCGUUCCAAGUGGCGUUGCUGAACUUGAAGGAAGUGACGCUAAGCCAUUAAAUACAACAUACAUUUAUAGCAGAUAUUCAUUGGAUGAACCAGCUCUUGUGCUCCCAUCACCUGACCAAUACACAGUAGCUGUUCGUUUCUGUCCAAUCCUUUUCGAGCUAAGGAAUAGUAAGGCAAAGCCAAUAAUUCCACUUCCAUAUCGCAUGAUCUUUGCAGUGGCCACAAAAUGCUCUGUUUAUUUAUAUGACACACAACAGAAAAUCCCAUUCGGAUUAAUAUCAAAUAUUCAUUAUACUAGAUUGACUGAUUUAUCAUGGUCUAAUAAUGGUAAAGUUUUGCUCGUAUCCAGCACAGACGGAUAUUGUUCCAUUGUACACUUUUCAAAUGGUGAAUUGGGUGAGAUUUAUAAGGAAAAGAGCCUUCAAGAGAUUAUUGAUGCUAAAACAGUCAAGGACUGUGAACCAAAAAAGAAAAAGAAGGUCAAGAAGAAUGGAAGGUUUAAUGGAGAUUUAAACAAGUCUGUAAGUGCUGAGGAUAACAAAAUGGAUGUCGAGAAUUAUGAAAAUGAUGAGAACGAGGAAAUGGAAGUAGAUGACAAUCAAAAAGAAUCAGUAGACAAAAUUUCACUCGAUAAUCUGCCAGAAUCAAUUAAAGAGAUGAUUCCAGUUGAUAAAAUAAUCAAAAGUAAUGAAAUAUUCUCUCCUGAGAAGCAAGUCGGUUCACCAGCAACACCAAUUCAAGUAAGAAAAUGUCCGAGAGUGCCAGAAGAAUUAAAAGAUUCUUCAGAAAUUGAUACAAACACGACUCCAGCUAAAUCAAGUGACCAUAAUAAUACAGAAUCAAAUGCCACAACACCAAAGGCUUCAAUAUCAAGUAAGACACCUAAUCGCAUAGAAAUAAGAAGAUAUCCCCGAACAUUUGCACAAAUUAAUGGAACUGCCAAUGAAAAGGAGAAAAAGGUGGAGGAAUUAAAAGAUAAGACAGAGGAAAAUUCAUGGCCAAAGCCUAUAUUUACGUCCACAUCGCCUAUGGAACGAAAGCUACAGCAGUCAAGUGAGAAAAUAAAUUCGAUUGAAUCGCCUAAAACCCCACGACGAGUCGAGUUUCACACAAUAGCUCCUAAAUCCAAGAAGAAACUCUUGUAAUUUAUGUUUAAUUAAAUCUGUUUUGAAUACUUUAGCUAUUAAAUCAUAUCUAACAAAACGAAAACAUAGUUAAUAAAGAUUUUUUUGUUUCAUCUUAGUCCCUUUUGAAAUUUAUUUGUUUUAAACUUUAAUAUUUUCACGAUUAUGUCAAUCAAUAAUUUUGUUUAUUAUCAAGUGAAAUUCCAGAAUUGGGUGCUUAAAGCUGCAAUAAUGAUCUAUACCAGCAUGAUUAUCAAAACUGAAGAGAAAUGUCAUUUAAUAAAUAAAGAACUGGUUCGUAUUAUAUAACGUUUUUUUAUAAUUUAAAUUAAAUCAAAGCUUUCAAAAAAAAUAUCGUUAAAUUUUCAAAUUUUUGGUCAUCGUUAUUUUUCAAAUAUUUCUUGACGGUUAUUUAUACUUAUUUAUUUUACUAGUUUGAAAAUUUAACGAACUUUUUCACAUUAUAAAAUCUCUUACAAUUUUUGAUUCUUUUUAGAGCGACUGUGAAGACUGAAGCUGAAUAUUAGCACAUAUCAGAUAUAUUUUGUAAACAUAUAAAAUGAAAUU
Molecule: messenger RNA, 2475 nt
Organism: Chironomus riparius
Lineage: Eukaryota; Metazoa; Arthropoda; Insecta; Diptera; Chironomidae
Source: the annotation of a GenBank genome assembly